Pochonia chlamydosporia 170 is the source of this 1515-nucleotide messenger RNA. RefSeq names its product transcription initiation factor TFIID subunit 7. The record is from RefSeq and is a predicted model, not a curated record. Gene Ontology annotation, cellular component: transcription factor TFIID complex. The transcript has a single exon. Gene Ontology annotation, biological process: RNA polymerase II preinitiation complex assembly; transcription initiation at RNA polymerase II promoter. Gene Ontology annotation, molecular function: RNA polymerase II general transcription initiation factor activity. Bases 1 to 1515 code for a protein of 504 amino acids. NCBI's taxonomy places the organism in Eukaryota, Fungi, Ascomycota, Sordariomycetes, Hypocreales, Clavicipitaceae.
AUGGCUACCCCAGAUCCGGGCGGUGCGACCACAGACACACCAAAGCCUAAGUUAAAGAUCAACGUCAGUCGAUCUGCGUCAUUUGUAGGUGACGCAGCCGCAGCAGCUUCUGCAACGUCAGCAACUGCGCCGUCUGCUUUUCCCGCGUCCGCGACUCCAAGCGAUGGCCCUCGCAAGGUGAAGCUGAAACUCACCUCCUCGCAACCUCCAACACCCGCCACCGACCAAGUCCCCGCGAAAACGAAAGCCGGUCGCCAGACCAAGCCGAGCCAGAAGCUCGUCGAGAGCAGGAAACGACCGCACGACGAUGACGAGGACUUGCCGUUGUCGCAAACGGCCGCUAGCCAGGCCACCAAGAUAAAGAUUCGGCCAGGCGUCAAGUCGGCUCACACCCAGGUAGUGUUGAAGCCGCGAGGACGUCCGCCGGUCCACCCCCCGGGCGACGGGUACGAUUCCGAAGCGAGUGAUCGCGAGCUUGAUCCAGCGAUCGAGGAGCAGUUCGUCUUGAGAAUGUUACCCGGUGAGCACUGCGACUACGUGCGCUGGUGUAUGGAGAAUGGCAAGAUGGGCAUCCCUCGAGGCCAAGGCGGCGCAGACAUUAUCAUGAAGUUCUUUGACGAAGAAUCACGACGCGCCGUAGUCACUGUCAAGGGUCAACCGUUUGCAGCCGUCAUGGUAGACCUACCAACCAUCACCGAAGCCAUGAAGACCUGGGAUCGCAAGUCCUUCAUGAAAGCCGCAGACAUAUGCCAAAUGCUGCUGGUCUUCCAGCCAGUGAAGAACGACGAAGAAGCCAAGCGAGCACCUCUCCCGACCAUGAUCGACACCAACUUCAAAUGGCCGCAUGGCAUCACACCCCCCAUGCACGAUUGCGUCAACCGCCGAUUUGCAAAGACCAUCAGCCGCAAGGAAAUUGAAGACAAGGAAGCCGAAGUCGAACGACUGCUCAUGGAGGAUGCUAAGGCCGGCUCCACGAAAUGGGAAUGGGUAGACGACCGCCAGGACGAGGACGUGGACCUGGGCGCAGACGAAGACGCCGAGGGCGAAAUAGACGAUUCAAUGGGCUACUUUGGCAACACGCAGGACGGCGAGAUCUUUGGCGAUGACAACGAUCUCGAGGCUGAUUUGGAAGCUGCGUUUGCAGACGACUUGAUGGCUGAGACGCCCGGCACAGGUGUGGACAUGACCACUCCCAUGACCAUGCAGGUUGAGACGCCCGCACCAGGUAUUCAGGAAAGCAUUGAGAAUGGCGAGUCAGAAGAGGAUGAAGAUGACGAUGAUGAUGAUGACGACGAUGAUGACGAUGAUCUGGAUGAAGAUCAGCGUGCUCAGCGAGACGAAGAGCAAGGUGUAAGGGAUAUCAUUCACGAUAUGGAGAAGCAGCUUGCCAGACGGAUUGCGGACCUCGAAAAGACACAGAACAAGAUUCUCCGAAUCAGAUUGGAGACUCAGAUCAAGCAGUUGAAGUCGGAGCUUGAGUUGAAGAAGGGCUCGAUCGGUAUUGAGGUUGAUUAA